Molecule: messenger RNA, 1197 nt
Organism: Kluyveromyces lactis
Lineage: Eukaryota; Fungi; Ascomycota; Saccharomycetes; Saccharomycetales; Saccharomycetaceae
Gene: BBP1
Product: Bbp1p
Exons: 1
Coding region: 1-1197 (398 amino acids)
Source: RefSeq, a predicted model, not a curated record
AUGGGUUCUGAUGAUACGGGAGGUCUAUUCAAAUGGACAAUUGAUGCGCUAUUCAACAGAGACACAUCUCCAUCUACAAUGUAUGAUAAACAACUGCAGCAAGACUCAUUCGAUGAGGAAAUAUACUCAAGACCUAGAGCCUCAUCUUUCUCGGAUCCAGAUAUUUACUCAAAAUAUGAAUUAUUACGAGAUGAGGACGAACCUGACUUAUUGAGACCUGUUAGCAUGAACGGGUUACCUUACGAGAAGCAGGAUACAAACACUUUCCACGCAAGAAGAGCAAGAGAGAGGCGAGUUCAAGAAACGCCAAAUAUUAGACGAGCACCGAAUCCCAACGAUCCCAUAAUCUCAAAAUUAUUUCAAGUCGAUGAAGAUGAUUCACAGUUAAACACUAAUGAGAUGAGGUCGCAACGAGAAAAAUUCAACACUGGACGGUUACCGGGCAAGUUUCCAUCUCCAACUAAGCAGUAUAAUGCUCGUAUAUCCAACAGGGAUGCAUUUACUGGAGCUGAAAGAAAAGCGGCAUCAACAGCUCCAGCAAUACCACCAGUAGCUCCAUCAGUGCAAAACUUGGAUUACACACCUGAAUAUGUGAAACUCAUGGAUAAAUUGAGCUUAAACAACAAGGAGCUACGUGAUUUAAAGGUAGAUGUCAGGGAAAGACAGAAGCACGGAAUGGAAAAGGAAACAGAAUUGAAAAAGAAGUACCUACAGAUACGACAAGAACUUAUACAGGAGCUAAAACAGUCCAAGAUGAUUUAUGAUAACUAUUGCAAGCUAUACUAUAAGUACAAAGGGGUGAAACGUUCCAUCCAACUGCCGACCCAAACACUAGCCUCCAAUUCUUCAAUGCUAGAUAAAAUUGCGUCCUUGGAAAAACAAAUCGUUGAUUUAUCAAUAGAAAAAGACAGGUUAAAGAAGAAAUCAGAAGAACGUAUCCUAUCCGUAGAACUACAAAAGAAGGAGUUGGAAAACAAAUUUGAAGUGGAAAGAAUGAUAUAUGAAAGACGGAUAAAGGAUUUGGAAGAAAAAUUGUAUGUUCACGAACACCCAAUACGACCUGCAACAGACACUAGUCCAGUGUCAUCUUCAUCAUUCAUGCCGCAUACUCAAGAAACUUCUGACAGCACUGCUUCGCCAUAUAAAGAAUACAACAAUACGAUAGACACACAAUUUCUAAGAAAUCUAGUCAAAUAA